AAUUGGUCUAUUCAGUGCCAGUUUAAUAAUCUGGAUCUUUGACAAAGGUAGUUCUUAGUCUUUUUCUUGUUCUUAGUGUUUCGAUAAGACUUAACGGUUAACGAGUAGUCAUUAACGAUUUGUAGUUAGUGGUUAGUGUUUGGUUAGGGAUAUGUUUGGCUAUUAGGUCUUCCUCGCUUCCGUUGUUCCCAGCGUUCCCGAAACCGUUCCAUACCUUCCAACAUGUGUAAAGAGAACUGGGCGCUACAGUAACUUGCACGCGAUCGAUCAUGUUUGGGUUUCUAGAGGUUUGCGUCGUAUUCCUUUUGCUCUUCAUCACCAGAAUUUACUUUUCCGAUUGCGAUGCAGUACUUCAUUUCUACGAGAGGUUUGCGAAGAAACCGGACAAAAGACUUCGAGGAAAGAUUAUCUGGAUAACAGGAGCGUCGAGUGGCAUUGGGGAACAUUUGGCCUACAAACUGGCUCAGUUUGGCUGUAAACUCGUACUGUCUGCAAGGAGAAAAGAUGAAUUAGAGAGGGUUAAAACUCAGUGUUUAAAUUUGGCAAGUAAAAUUUUUCCAUUAACAUUUGACGAAGAUUUUCUUGUUGUGCCACUGGAUGUUACAGACUUUACAUCACACAACAACUGUGCAGCCACAGUUUUUCAACACUUUGGGAAGAUUGAUUUCCUGGUGAACAAUGCAGGCAUUUUACAACUUGGUUUAGCUUCAGAAUGUGACCUUGAUGUAGAUCUGUCCGUCUUGAACAUUAAUGUGCUUGGUACAAUCUCAUUAACCAAAGCUGUCCUCCCUCACAUGGUUCGAAGUAAAAGUGGGCAAAUUGUUGUUCUAAGUAGUGCAUCUGGAAAAUGUGCUGCAGCUGGUUCAAGAUGUGCUGCAUAUGCAGCCUCAAAACAUGCUCUCCAGGGUUACUUCAACACAUUGCGAAUGGAAGUUCAUAACGAAAACGUCGGUGUCACUAUGGUUUGCCCUGGUUUAAUCCAUUCAAACAUUUUAAAGAAUGCUCUUCGAGAAAACCUACAGACUCGAAGAGAUCAAGAUUUUCCUCCAAGUACCAUUAAAACGGAAAGGGCAGUGCAUCUGCUUAUUAUUGCCAUGGUUAACGAGUUGAAAGAAGUCUGGAUUGCUGUUCCAAAACGAUUGGUUGACUUAUAUCUUGCACAGUAUUUACCAGUUGUGGGAAACUGGUGGCUUCAUCGGAAAAACCGAAAAGGCAGUUAGAGCGGAGAGUGGUACUAGAUUCCUGCUGAAGACCAAGCGUUUUGUGUCUACCGCUGAAGGAAUUCCUUAGGGUUUGCAGUACAUCCGGGAGAACAAGUUUACUGUUCAGCGGUACUUAGCUACAGACAGAUUAUCGCAAGACACGAGUUUCAAGCCCAAGAAGAGCUGGCUUGGUCCCUUUUUGUGACAGUACGUGAGACACGAGUUUCAAGCCCAGGAAGAGCUGACUUGGUCCCUUUUUGUAACAGUACGUGAGACACGAGUUUCAAGUCCAAGAAGAGCAGGCUUGGACCCUUUUUGUGACAGUACGUGAGACACGAGUUUCAAGCCCAGGAAGAGCUGGCUUGGUCCCUUUUUGUGACAGUACGUGAGAUAGGAGUUUCAAGCCCUAGAAGAGCUGGCUUGGUCCCUUUUUGUAACAGUACGUGAGACACGAGUUUCAAGCCCUAGAUGAGCUGGCUUGGUCCCUUUUUGUGACAGUACGUGAGACACGAGUUUCAAGCCCUAGAAGAGCUGGCUUGGUCCCUUUUUGUGACAGUACGUGAGACACGAGUUUCAAGCCCAGGAAGAGCUGGCUUGGUCCCUUUGUUUCACAGUACGUGAGACACGAGUUUCAAGCCCAAGAAGAGUUGGCUUGGUCCCUUUUUGUGACAAUACGUGAGACACGAGUUUCAAGCCCAAGAAGGGCUGACUUGGUCCCUUUUUGUGACAGUACGUGAGACACGAGUUACAAGCCCAGGAAGAGCUGGCUUGGUCCCUUUUUGUGACAGUACUUGAGACACGAGUUUCAAGCCCAAGAAGAGCUGGCUUGGUGCUUUUUUCUGACAGUACGUGAGACACGAGGUUUAAGCCCAAGAAUACUUUGCCUGCUCCCUUUUUUGACAGUAACUGAGUGACUUCGCAGCUUUAAGAAUGAUUUUGCUGUUUUAAAAUAAGAGUGAAGACGACUUUAGAAAACGUUUGUACUGUGUAAAUCAUGUUUCCCAGAUGAAUGGUAAUUGCAAACAAAAAACCUACAUUAGCUAUCAAAAGGGGACUAUUCGAUCACGUUAGUGAUUCCUAGAAUAACCCUGGUUAAAAAUCGUAAAGUAAUAUGUUUUAACAAUUAUUCUAUCUCGGGAAAAAGAAUCGACAAUCUUUUGACUGUGUAUCACCUAAUUUAGCUUAUUAAUGUCAACUCUACCUUAAAUUAAACUGUUUUCAAUAAAACGA
Messenger RNA from Orbicella faveolata, 2432 nucleotides. RefSeq names its product dehydrogenase/reductase SDR family member 7-like. The record is from RefSeq and is a predicted model, not a curated record. Gene Ontology annotation, molecular function: oxidoreductase activity. Lineage: Eukaryota; Metazoa; Cnidaria; Anthozoa; Scleractinia; Merulinidae.